Molecule: messenger RNA, 450 nt
Organism: Nicotiana attenuata
Lineage: Eukaryota; Viridiplantae; Streptophyta; Magnoliopsida; Solanales; Solanaceae
Exons: 1
Coding region: 1-450 (149 amino acids)
Source: RefSeq, a predicted model, not a curated record
AUGGGGUUACAUCAAGGAUCUGCACUCAUCCCGUUCUUAUUUGCGCUGGUGAUGGACGCACUGAUACGACAUAUCCAGGGAGAGGUGCCAUGGUGUAUGUUAUUCGCCGAUGGCAUAAUUCUGAUUAAUAAGACGCGAGUCGGUGUUAACGAGAGGCUGGAGGUUUGGAGACAGUCCCUUGAGUCUAAGGGCUUCAAGUUGAUCAGGACUAAGACAGAAUACUUGGAGUACAAGUUCAGCGUCGAGUCGAGGGAAGCGGGUAUGUACGUGAGGAUUGGAUCACAAGUCAGCCCCAAGAGAGGCAGUUUCAAGUACCUUGGGUCGGUUAUCCAGGAGGACGGGGAGACCGACGAGGACAUCACACACCGUAUAGAGGUGGGAUGGAUGAAAUGGAGGUUAACAUCUGGAGUCCUGUAUAACAAGAAAGUGUCAUCGAUACUCAAAGGUUAG